AUGGAUGCAAACUUGCAAUAUUGUUCAGAGUGUAUGAAGAAUAAUGUCGUUACGCCUUUGGAGACGUUCAAAGUUAAUUUUUCUGAAUAUUUGAUAAUGUGCCCCAAUAAAAAGAGAUCGUCAUGGAGUCUUUCCAAUGGCUUGUCAAAGCAUUUCAGCAUUGUUGUAACCUUGAACGCUCGUUACAACCAACACCAUUGUUAUAACUUCAAUGAUCUCUAUAUUUCCAACACCAAAGUUGUAGCUUCGAACGAUUGUCAACGUUUCAGCAACCCCUCCCCAACACGACUUCACCGUUCUGGGUUUUUGCCUGGGGAGCAGUCCUCGCCGGCCGGCCUGCUCCGUAUGCUAUUACUGCAGGCCGGCAUUGAAUCCAACCCAGGUCCGAAGAUAUGGAUCUGCGAGAUAUGUAACAAACGUGUCAACAAAACCCACAACUCUGUCCGCUGCAGAACAUGCUGCAAGUGGACACACCUCAACAACUGCACCACUAACUUAGGAAGUUAUUAUCUCUGUAAUAACUGUCCUAACCCUACUACAAUUCCUGGCUCGCCGGUGCGUGGUGCGCAACCCAAUCGUCUCAUCAUCCGCAAUAAAACAUCUGCAACACCCAACAUCAAUCUAAUCUCGCACUCGGACAGCAAGCUGAAUAUUCUUCAAUUCAACUGCAACGGUCUCAAGAAUAAGAGUGCCGAGAUUGCUCAUCACCUAUCCAUACACAAUAUCUCAAUCGCCGCCCUUCAGGAGACGAAACUUUCAACUCGCUCUGCUGUUCAAGAAUUAUGCUAUAUACCGGAAAGACCGGAAAAGUGGUCGUGGCGGCGGCCUCAUGAUGCUGAUACAUUAUAA
Molecule: messenger RNA, 849 nt
Organism: Helobdella robusta
Lineage: Eukaryota; Metazoa; Annelida; Clitellata; Rhynchobdellida; Glossiphoniidae
Exons: 3
Coding region: 1-849 (282 amino acids)
Source: RefSeq, a predicted model, not a curated record